Emiliania huxleyi CCMP1516 is the source of this 1790-nucleotide messenger RNA. RefSeq lists its product as hypothetical. The transcript has 12 exons. Gene Ontology annotation, biological process: carbohydrate transport. Bases 13 to 1509 code for a protein of 498 amino acids. The record is from RefSeq and is a predicted model, not a curated record. Lineage: Eukaryota; Haptophyta; Isochrysidales; Noelaerhabdaceae. Gene Ontology annotation, cellular component: membrane. Gene Ontology annotation, molecular function: symporter activity.
GACGCCCUCGGGAUGGAGCUGACGGACAGCUACGACGAGCGCUCCUCCUUGUUCGGGCUGAAGACGCUCUUCCAGUUCGUCGGGUACGCGGCAACCCCCCUCCUCAACAUCGGCCUGUCUGCCCUCCUUGCCGACGACCUCGUCGCGCUCUACUCGAUGCUCGCCCUCGCCGUCGGCUCCCUCGCCGUGCUGGCGUGGGCCUCGCUCCUCUGCAACGUGGUCGAGAGGCCUCCUCCGCCCGAGGACCACACCAUCCUCCCCGUGCCGAUCGUGCCGUCGGCGCGGCGCGUGCUCGCCAACAAGCCGUACCUGGUCUACUUGCUGAUGAAGAUGCCGCUCUCGCUGGUGUCGCUGAUGCCGUCGAACCUGGCCGCGCUCUGGGUGAAGCACAACAUGGCGCUCGAGGCGUGGAACUCGAUGUACAACGCGGUGCUCAUGUUUGCCCUCGUCGGCGCGAUGGCGUCGAUCGGCGUGCUCGUCCGCUCCGCACAACAGUACGGCAAGGCGGCGGUGCUGCAGGCGGUGCUGCUGGUCUCCGGCCUGCUGUACCUCGCCGUCUCCUUCGUCCCCGGCGCCUUCUUUGCGCAGCACCCCGUGCUGCUCGUGCCGGUCGGAGCGCUGAUCGGCGUCGGGCAGGCGCUCGGCUUCGUGCUCCCGGACGCCAUGCUGGCUGACAUCAUCGACUACGCGGAGCUGCACUCGGGAUCGCGCGACGAGGGCAUGUACACGGUCAUCGAGACAAACCUGCAGCAGUUCGUCGAGAUUGCGGGCGGCGUCUUCCCGAUGGUGCUCCUCGCCGGCGCGGGGUACGAGCCGCUAGGGGGCUGCUCCUGCGGCUGCGGUGUCUCGUGCGGCCGCGCCAUCGGAAUGCCGUACGCGCGCUGGCACUGUCCCGGCGACGUCGGCUACUCGUGCACGGGCAAGGGCGGCUCCGAGCUGCUGUUUGCGCCCGAGGAGCCCGCGGUGGCGCCGUGCGCGGCGCAGAGCGAGCACGUCCAGUCUCUCAUCUCCCUCUUCUUCCUCGCCAUCCCGGGCCUGCUCGCCCUCAUCGCCGCCAUCCCCGCCGGCAAGAUGCCCAUCACCGCGCGCGUACAUGCGGCCAUCCUCGCCGCCAUUGCGGCGCGCAACAGCGGCGGCGACGCGGGCGAGGGUGGCGACGCGGGUGGAGAGAGGGAGGUGAUCGACCCCGUGUACGGCGAGCCGGUGCAGCGGCCGCCAAACACGGCGGCCUCGCUGCUGCACGAGCACUUCUCGCCGUCCGAGUGGCAGUCUUUCCCCACCCUCGGCUCGCUGCGCGCGUUCCUCGUCUCUCGGCUGCUGCUCUGGGUCGCGCUGGCGGCGGCGCUGGUGGCGGGGAUGGCGUACUCGGGCGUCGAGGCGGCCGUCACCUUCGGCUGCCUCCUCCUCUCCGCCCUCUUCAUCCUCAUCCCGUGGGACGGCGUCCGCCUCUACGCGCUGUCCGGUCCGGCCGCGUCCAGCCUGGUCCCCGCCCGCACCGCACCGCCCUGAGGCGGGCGCGGCCCAGGGCAGGGGUACGGCCGGCAGAGAGGCUUUCGGCUUGCACGGAGCGCAGCUGCUUGUCGGGCUCGCGCCUCGAGUGAGCCGUGCCGAUUGCAGGCCCGCCAGCGCAGCAGGCGAGACUUGCGCUAGGACUUGCGGCAGACCUCGUGAAGCUUGGGUGGCAGUACAUGGGGAAACUCAGAGGAAUGCCAGUCCCAGAGGAGUUAUAUAGUAUCCGUGACAUGCCAUCGACUGUUCGUUUGUUGUUUCCUAGACGUGUUCCUCUAUUC